Molecule: messenger RNA, 2898 nt
Organism: Gossypium raimondii (Peruvian cotton)
Lineage: Eukaryota; Viridiplantae; Streptophyta; Magnoliopsida; Malvales; Malvaceae
Product: TMV resistance protein N-like
Exons: 7
Coding region: 1-2658 (885 amino acids)
Biological process (GO): defense response
Molecular function (GO): ADP binding; protein binding
Source: RefSeq, a predicted model, not a curated record
AUGUUUCAUGAUUCAUUGAAAAAGAAAGUGCAUGAAUCUGAAUUUAUUGGAGACAUUGUUAAGAAGAUAUCAGCAAAACUAUGUCGGACAUAUCCAGUUACUCAGAGCGACUUGGUUGGUAUUAGUGAACGCUUGGAGGAUUUGUAUUUGAAAAUAAACAUUGGGGAAGAUGAUGUCCGCGUUAUAGGAAUUUGCGGAAUGGGUGGCAUCGGUAAAACGACACUCGCAAGAGUUGCUUACACUCAAAUGUCACCUCAUUUUGAAGGUAAAAGCUUUAUUGCUGAUAUUCGAGAAGUUUCAGACAAAUGCGGACUAGUUUCUUUACAGAAACAACUUCUUUCACAGAUCUUUCAUGGUGAAUGCUUCAACUUUUUCAAUGUUCAUGAAGGAAAUAAAAUAAUUAGCCAUAGGUUGUCUCACAAAAAGGUUCUUGUUGUUCUUGAUAAUGUUGAUAAAAUACAACACCUAAAAUGCUUGGUUGGAAGGCAUGAUUGGUUCGGAUUAGGGAGUAGAAUCAUUGUAACAACAAGAGACGAACAUUUGCUUCGAUGUUGCCAAGUUAAUGAUGUGUAUAUGCCCACAACAUUGAAUCCCAAAGAUGCGCUUCAACUUUUCAGUCUGAAAGCUUUUCAUAGUGAUACAGUGCAGAAAGAUGAUUUCAUUGAGCUUUCUAAACAUGUUGUAAAUUAUGCUGGUGGACUCCCUUUAGCUCUUGAAGUUUUUGGUUCCUUUUUGUGCGGUAGAGAUGCGACUCAAUGGAGAAGUGCGAUUGAAAGACUUAAAAGAGAUUCUAAUAAAGAAAUUCUCGAUAAACUUCGAAUCAGUUUUGAUGGACUGGAAGAAAGGGAGAAGAAUAUAUUUUUAGAUAUAGCAUGCUUCUUUAACGGGGAGAAGAAAGAUUUUUUAAUGAAAGUAUUGGAUAGUUGUGAGUUUUUCCCCGAUAUUGGAAUUGAUGUUCUCAUUAAGAAAUCUUUAAUAAAAGUCGAUGAUGGCAACCAAUAUUUGUGGAUGCAUAGCUUGUUGCAAGAAAUGGGAAGAACAAUUGUUAAAGAAAAAUGUGUUGAUGAACCUGGAAAACGUUGCAGAUUGUGGGAGGGAAGUGACGUCCAUCAUGUCCUAACAAAAAACACUGCUACAGAAAUGAUUGAAGCCAUAAUCAUCGAUAAUAAAAAGGAAUCGAACAAGAUGAUCAAUUUAAGUGUGGAUACCUUCUUGAAGAUGAAAAAAUUGAGAUUGCUCAAAGUGCUUUGCCUUUUAAAUUGUGAUGAUCUCAAGUAUCUUUCUAAUGAACUACGACUUUUAGAUUGGACAGGAUACCCUUUAAGAUACUUGCCUUCAAGCUUUCAACCGGAUAACCUUGUCGCACUUCUUUUACCAUAUAGUCACGUUCAACAACUAUGGAAGGGAAAUAUACCCUUGUUUAACUUGAAAAUAAUGAACCUCAGAGGGUCUCAAAACCUGAUCAAGACACCAGACUUCACAACCGCAUCAAAUCUUGAAGUUUUGAUUUUGGAAGGUUGUACCAAAUUAGUGGAUGUUCAUCCAUCAAUCCGGGUGCUUAAGAGCCUUAAACUUUUGAAUUUAAGAGAUUGCAAAAGUCUUAGGACUCUUCCAACCAAAAUUGGAAUGGAAUCUCUUGAAACAUUAAUUCUUUCGGGUUGCUCAAGCCUUGUAAGGUUUCCAGAGAUUGAUAGAAAAAUGGAACGUCUAAAAACUCUAGAUCUUUCUGGUUGUUAUAGAGUUGAAAAUUUAUCAGAGAAUUUGCAGCAAGCAAAGUUACGACCAAAUUUGUCUUCUCUUUUCAAGGUAAUCGUAGGAAGAAGGAAGAAUCCCAUGCCUCGUAUGUUGCCUUCGCUGUUAGGUUUGAGUUCAUUAAGAGAGCUAAAACUAAGGGACUGCAAUCUUUGUGAAGGAGAUAUUCCACGAGAUAUUUCUGGUCUAUCCUCUUUGAGACGUCUUGAUCUUAGUGGUAAUAAUUUCAUCAGCAUACCUGCAUCUCUUACUCGACUCUCGAAGCUUUCGUCUCUUGAUUUGUCAAAUUGCAACAUGGGCACUCUUGGUGAAGCAGAAAUUCACGGUCUAUCCUCUUUGAAAUGUCUUCGUCUUUGUGGUAACAAUUUCAUCACCAUUCGUUUGGCUCUUACUCAACUUUCCAGGCUUGAAUCACUUGUAUUAUCAAAUUGCAUGAAGCUUAAAUUGUUGUCUGAGCUACCGAUUAGUUUAGCAUGUGUGAUUAUAGAUGGUUGUUCUUCACUUGAAGUAGUUACAAGUCUAUCAAAAAUAUGCAAUUCAGUUAUAGCCAUUAACUGCUUCAAACUGGCUGCGAAUAUCAAUGCAAUAACACUGCUGAAAAAAUAUCUUAAGGCGUUUGGAAAUUCUAGAAAAAUGUUUCAAGUAAUUAUCCCAGGAAGUGAAAUCCCAGAUUGGUUUAGCGAACAAAAAAGUGAGUCGAGUCUUCAAUUAAGGUACCCCUACCUAUCAACCUUCGAAAAGAUAGUCAAUGGGUUGGAGUUGCUUGUUGCUGCAUUUUCGUUAAUACUCAUGUUUCAACGGAUGUCCAACAUAUCGUGUUCGGAGAAUCUAUUUUUCGAGGUAGAAUUCGUCAACAGAUUAAAUGGAGAGGCAAGUUGGCGGGUAAAGGAUAUAACCAGCCCAUAAUGAAAGAUCACCUUUUUCUUUGUUAUUGGUCGCGUGAUGUAUUAGAUGUAUUUGCCUAUAAAUAUGGUUACAGUGAAACCAAUAAUUUAUGGACAACAGAUUGCUCAGAUGAGGAAUGCAAUAUGUUUGAGGUGGCGUUCACAGCUCCAGCUGGAUACAAAGCUAAGGUGAAGAAGUGUGGUGUUAGAUUAGUGUAUGAAAAAGAUUUGAAAGAAAUAAAAGAGUUGCAGUGCCAUACCA